UAGGAAGAGACGGACUGAGUGUACAGAGUGGCGGUACACGGGGCGCGAGAAAAGCAGUAGUGUGCCGUGGACCACCGCACUGGCAUACCGUGGUUCGUUACGAUUCCCUUAGUACAGCUUGCGUACUUAUCCAACGUCAUCGGCGAUUCACAUUUUCUCAAGUGCUAGUGCAGUGAAGAUCGAACGACCAACCGUCAAGCUCGGUCAUUAUCAAGUAGCUUUCAUUAACGCAGUCAUUUAAUUGCCUAUUAGAAAUUUAUCAUUGCUAGAUAUAUAUAGUAUUAUUAUUUAUUUGUUCCAUAUAUAUUUGUAUAAAGAUAAUAAUAAACAGAAGGUGCUUGCGAUUUAAAAACCACAUCGAUACCUUGCAUCAGGUCUUUAAAGAAAGGUCGCGUGCCGUUGGCCGCACGGGACACCCGAAGCGGCGUUUAUAGCCCGUCUUAUUGCCCAGUUUAUUACAUCGUAACGGCUUAACGAUAAUCGGCCACACGGGCCGACGAUUUCUCCGCAGAGAUCAUCCGGUUGAACAGAACCAUAAACACACGUUGUCAUGAGCUACCCAAAUACGUGUUACGCUCUUUUUAACUAUUGACGAUUGACAGAGCAAGUUUAGCUCACCGGCCGCCGAUGACUUUUACGACCUCGCGGCCGGUUUUACCUUGUUUUAACUUAGUGGUAUCUGUCUCAUUGACACUUUAUUGUUUUAUCAUUAUUAACUGGUGAUCAUUAUUGUUGAUAGUAAUAAUAAAAUAAAUCGUGUGAUUGGAGUUAAAUACCCGAUAAUAUACGAUUGAGUUUUUUUUCGUGUUAACCGGUGUUUGAGUGCAAGUGUGUUCAAGAUACCCGGGAUAAUGAACUCAUACUUCGAGCAGAGCGCGAGUGGCUUCUACGGAAGCCACCAUCAUCAGACAAGUGCAGCAGGUCAACAUCAUGAUCCAGCGACCGCCGCAGCCUACAGCCGAUUUCCACUUGGUCUGGGAAUGUCACCGUACGCAUCCAGCCAACAUCAUCACCACACAUCCAGCGGUCUUGGGAUCCAUCCUGGGAGCGGGACUAAUACCAGGCCACCCCAGGAUUCCCCGUAUGACGCGAGUGUCGCGACUGCCUGCAAGUUGUACUCGUCAACCCCUGAAGCGACUGGACACACGACAUCCUCGUAUUCGAGCGCAGCAAUAAAGGAUUGCAAGCAACAGGAACAGGCUGUCGCUGCUGCUGCAGCGGCUCACCAAAAUGGGUAUGCAGCAGUGAUGGCUGCAGCCGCUGUCAAAGACGUUUGGCAGUCAGCGACGUCAGGCGCCAAUGGCCAAAGCAAUCCGGUGGUUCGUCCAUCCGCGUGUACGCCUGAAGGCACGCGAGUCGGCAGCUACGGCGGUCUCGUGGGCGGCGAUCCCGCCUCGAGUCCCGGUAACAACGGCUCCUCGAGGUCCCUGACUUCCUCGUGGAACACCUGCAGUCUUAACUCCACCGCGAGCCAACCGGUCGCCACUCAACUACACCAACAACCCACUGGUAACCAUACCUUCUACCCCUGGAUGGCCAUAGCAGGUAAGGACGAUAUCGCUAAGCCGCAUUGGACAUGGUUGCAAGGUGCGAAUGGGCUACGCAGGCGCGGUCGUCAAACCUACACGCGUUACCAAACAUUGGAGUUAGAAAAAGAAUUUCACACGAACCACUACCUCACAAGGCGGAGACGGAUUGAGAUGGCGCACGCGCUAUGUUUAACAGAAAGACAAAUAAAAAUAUGGUUCCAGAAUCGGCGGAUGAAAUUAAAAAAAGAAAUUCAAGCAAUCAAAGAAUUAAACGAACAGGAAAAACAGGCACAGGCGCAAAAAGCGGCAGCAGCAGCUGCGGCGGCAGCGCAUCAGCAGCAAGGGGGUGGUGGAGGCCCCGAGGGGGGCAACUAGGGGUACGCCUUGCACCGGAGCCCCCCUGACCACCCCAAUGCCAAUCCGCACCAUUCUCUGUUAGCACCGCAAUGUACACAGCUAUACUAAGGUGAGUGGCAGGCUGCUCCAACCGUUUUUAUAAUGCCAAAUAGGUGUCGAUGUGCUGUCCCAAUCCGUCGGAAGUCAGUUUAUCGGUUGCGGCGAAUGGAUGCUGCAUCCGGUGAGUGACGAACCCCCGGAGCCUCCCGUAGUGAACUUAUGACGCAACCUCACCUCCUGAACAGCUAAAAAAAUACCCCACAGACCAAAUCAGCCAUGCCCGAGUACGGUACAUUUGUAUGCCAAUUAGAAUCGCCAGUAGGUUUUUGGAACUAUAAUAGUCCUAUAGCUUUAGGUUGUUAAUUAUUUGUUUUGUUUCUUAAUAGUGCAUCGGCAUCCGUAGUAUUAAUUUUUUAGUCGUGAAUAAAAGUGAGUGAAUUUUACCUGUACCGGGAUCGUGCAACUAAAUUCGAGCGGACAGAGUGAUAUAAGUUUUUAAAAUAAUUAAAAUAAAAAAUGAUGUUAUCGAAUGGGAGUAAAAAAAGUUGUCUAUUAAUACAUCGAUAGACAUAUAUAUUAAUUUUAAUGAGAGCCGUGGGCUCAUACAUCACGAAAUAUGUAUAAAAAUUGAAAAUAAAAAAAAAACCAACAGGCUAUUAUAAUGGUAUUUCGUACGUACUUUAGAAUUUAUUAAAAUAAUUUAGAAAAUAUUAAUUGAAUAUACGUGAAUUUUAUUCCUAGGAUAUAAUCCUAGUUAACAUUUAAUAAUAUGUAAAUUUUCGAACAAGACAGUGUACAAAGUUAUCAAGAUUUUUUAUGUUUUAUUAAUUAUUAUGUUGUCAAUAUUAUUAUUAUUAUUAUUAUUAUUAUUAUUAUUAUUAUUAUUAUUAUCAUGAUUAUUAUUAUCAAUAUUAUUAUAACUAUUAAUUAUUAUUAAUAUCGGCGAUUAUCAUCAUUAUUAUAAUUAUCAUUAUUAUUUUCACUAUUAUUAUUAUUAUUAUUAUUAUUAUUAUUAUUAUUAUUAUUAUUAUUAUUAUUAUUAUUAUUAUUAUUAUUAUUAUUAUUAUUAUUACUAUUAUUACUAUUAAUAUUAUUUUUUGUAAUUAUUUAUUUGCUAAAAAGCAAAAAAAAAAAAUAUAUGUUUAAGUGCCCAGCGCGUCCGUUAGUAAAAAUAUAUGAGUACUAGUUUUGUUAUUCUUUUGUUAUACUUUUUUAUUAUCUACGACAAACGUGGACAGGGAGUUUUUGUCAUUGUUUCUGAUUAUAAUAAAUUCAAACUAUUUUGUUUGAUUAAGUAUUAGUGUAAUUUAUGGUGAAAAUAAAAUUUUUUCGUAUAAAAAAAAUUGACAUAAUUAUUAAACUAAAAAAUUGAACAUAUAUAUAAAUUUUAAAAACGUUUUGUUAUUAGGGUACACUAUAAAAAAUUUUCGGAGUGAACGCGGAUUAUAUCCACUCCGGUUUGGAAAAAAUCCGGAUUUGAAAAAAGUCCAGAUCACGCGUAAAAAAAAAAAUUUUAUUCACUCCAUAAACGGAAUGAUUUUUUAAACUCCGCUUAGGGUGGAGUAAAUUUUAAUUGAAAUAAAAUCCGAAUUCGCUCCAAGUUUUUGCAGUGUAAAAAUUAAAUAAUGAGAUAUUCGCUCAGUGUCGAAUCUUGUAGAGGGGAGUGGGGCAAAAUGGGCCUCGAGAAAAAAGGGUUUAAAUGUAAGCCCAUUCUGCCUCACUUUUUUCUACCCUUCUGUAAAAAUAUUAAAAAAUGAUAACAAUAAAUAUAUAUUGGGAAAAAAUUGGAUUUUUUUAGUAGUAAAGUACGAUCUGGAAUGAAAAUAAAACGAUUUAUAAAAAAAACGACAUAGCUACAUGUACGUACCUAAUUAAUACCUCUGCGUUAGUGUUGCAACAAUCGAAUGAAAUAAUCGGUCGUUGACAAUCGAUUACAAUCGAACUGAAAGUAUUGACAGAGUCCAUCAAUCAUUUGCAAAUAAUCGAUUUUUCGAAUGAUCGAUUAUUUCAAUUUUAAAAAUCGAUUGUUUGUUAAAACUAACUUCAAAGUUGCAAAAUCGCAUGAUAAACAAUCGAUUGUGAAAUAAUCGAUUUUAUGUUUUUAAAAUAUCAGUUUUGGAAUUUUUAUUUUCCUAAUAAUUUUUUUUUGUGUCUACGAUUUUAAGACAAUCGAUUGUUCAAAGACUUCGAGUUUAGAGUCGCACAAUCGAAUUGCUAACAAUCGAUUAUUAUAAUUCUAAUAAUUAAUUUUUUUUAAAAUUGAUUUCCUAUCGAUAAAUCGAAGAUAUGUAAUCAACUAAGAAAUCGAUUGUUGAAAUUGAAAAAUCGAUUAGUUGAUUAAUCGAUUGUGAAAUAAUAGAUUUUAUGUUUUUAAAAUAUCAGUUUUGAAAUUUUUAUUUUUUUAAUAAUUGUUUUUUUUGCUUCUUCGAUUUUAAGAAAAUCGAUUGUUCAAUGACUUCAAGUUUAGCGUCGCACAAUCGAAUUGCUAACAAUCGAUUGUUAUAAUUUUAAUAAUUAAUUUUAAAAAAAUUGAUUUACCAUCGAUAAAUCAAAGCAUAUAUAAUCGAUUAAAAAAAUUAAUUGUUGAAACUAAAAAAUCGAUUAUUUGAUUAAUCGAUUGUGUCCUUGCAACACUAGCAGAGUCAUUCUGCGUCUAUCAAAAACCAAUAAAAAAAAAUCCAGCCCGAAAAAAAAGUCGUGGCGAUACUCAUAUAGUAAAUUUAAUCUAUAGGUAAUGAUUGUAUACGAGUAGCCGCUAAGUAAAGUCAUUGAAAAAAUGGUGGAAGGCUGAUAAAGGAUAAACAUUGAACUGUAAAAGUAGAUAAAAAAAUACAGUAUUUAUAAGAGGACUGUAAUUUGAAUAAUUAUUUAAUUUAUAAAACUUCGGAACGAGCUCUCUAAUCACUCCAGUGGUACUAUAUACGUAAUUAGGUAAUUAGACUCACUUAUAAUUGGAGUUGAUGGUUUGACGUUUAUAGUAAUUGUGUUUUUGUGUGAAUGUUACGUACAAAAUUCGUUAUUAUUAUUUUAUUUUAUUUUUUUUUUAUUGUAAUAUAUUUAAAUAAUAAAUAAAUAUUCACAAAAGAAAACUCGAUUCUGAUGAUAAAUGUAUUUUUAAAGUGAUCAGGGCUGAAUUUGCCUUUUGUGACACAUGUACUGAAAGAGGGUAAUUUUAAUUAAGACGGUUGCGGUUUUGAGUGUCACUGUACUGUUACGCUGAUUAUAUAAUUGCUAAAAAAUGAAAACAAAAUAAACAUGAAUUC
Molecule: messenger RNA, 5188 nt
Organism: Microplitis mediator
Lineage: Eukaryota; Metazoa; Arthropoda; Insecta; Hymenoptera; Braconidae
Gene: Ubx
Product: homeotic protein ultrabithorax
Exons: 4
Coding region: 852-1904 (350 amino acids)
Biological process (GO): anterior/posterior pattern specification; negative regulation of transcription by RNA polymerase II
Cellular component (GO): nucleus
Molecular function (GO): DNA-binding transcription factor activity, RNA polymerase II-specific; RNA polymerase II cis-regulatory region sequence-specific DNA binding
Source: RefSeq, a predicted model, not a curated record